GAACUCUCGUAGAGUGUAGUAUCGUGGUAUUUUGUGUUUGAUAAAUUUCUAAUUUUUGUUAUAAUCAUGUAUAAAUUAAAACAAAAGAAAAUUGCAAUUGCAAGUGCCGCUUUUUAUUUGUUAACAAAAGACAAUAAAAAAAAACGCUCAAAAUGGGUGAAAAACUGGAAAUUAAAUCGCCAUAAAUUUAGUGACAUUACGCUUCUCCGUGAACUCGAAGACAACUGUCCAGAUGACUACAAAAAUUAUCUUAGAAUGGAUUCAAAAGAUUUUCAGUUUUUGCUAGAGCUUGUAGGGCCGAAGAUAAAAAAACAAGAUACUGUAAUGAGAACAGCGAUAAGUCCAGAAGAAAGACUUAUUGCGACUCUCAGAUAUCUCGCCACGGGAAGGUCUUAUGAAGAUUUAAAAUUUAGCACUUGUAUAUCAGCACCAAGUUUAUCAUUUAUCAUUCCAGAGACGUGUAAAGCGAUAUUCGAAGCUUUAAAAAUGGAUUACAUGAAGUUCCCUACAACGAAAGAAGAAUGGGAAACUGUUGCAAUGGGAUUUCAAGAUCGUUGGCAAUUUAUUAACUGUGGUGGUUCAAUUGAUGGAAAACACAUAAGAAUUGUGCAACCCCCCAGCACUGGGGCUCAAUUCUACAAUUAUAAAGGAUUCUAUAGCAUUAUUUUAAUGGCAAUUGUAAAUAGCAAUUAUGAAUUUAUUUUCGUCGAUGUGGGGAAAAAUGGAAGAUUAUCCGAUGCAGGUGUAAUAGAAUUCACUAACUUUUACGAGGACUUGAAAACAGGAAAAUUACAACUUCCGGACAAUAAUGAAACGGUAAAUAAUUUAAAUUUUGUUUUCCUUGGUGAUGAAGCUUUUGCUCUGCAUGAUAAUAUUUUAAAACCAUAUGCUCAACGAGAAUUAACAAAAGAAAAAAGAACAUUCAAUUAUAGACUGUCGAGGGCAAGAAACUGUGUUGAAAACACAUUUGGGCUUAUUUCAUCAAUAUUUAGAUUAUUACAAGGAGCUAUUCACUUACACCCAGAAAAGGCUUCAUAUGCCGUGUUAGCAAUAUGCGUACUUCAUAACUUCUUAAGAAAACGUGGAAAUUCUUACGUCACCUCAACAAAUUUUGAUAGACAAGAUGGCAUGAACAUAUUACAAAACGGCGAUUGGAGAGUGAAUAGCAAUAAUGAACUUCCUGGACUACAACAUGCACGUACUAAAAAUGUUUCCGAUAAUGCAAAAAUUAACAGAGAUAAAUACAUGCACUUUUAUAAUAAUGAAGGAUCAGUUGAAUUUCAAGAAGAUAUGUUAAAAGCUGGAAGAGCCUAAUACAAUUUACCCUACCUACAAGUAUAUUACUUUAAUAUUAUGAACCUAUAAC
This is a messenger RNA of Sipha flava (yellow sugarcane aphid), 1366 nucleotides long. Its product is annotated as putative nuclease HARBI1. The record is from RefSeq and is a predicted model, not a curated record. Lineage: Eukaryota; Metazoa; Arthropoda; Insecta; Hemiptera; Aphididae. The transcript is spliced from 2 exons. Bases 67 to 1314 code for a protein of 415 amino acids.